AUGUCCGACAACGGGGACGUCGAGGUCGCCGCCUUCCCUGUCCUGCCCAAGGAGGUUCUGGCCGAGCAGGGCAGCAUCAAGCUGUUCAACAAGUGGAGCUACGAUGAUGUCGAGAUCCGGGAUAUUUCCCUGACCGACUACGUCCAGAUCCGCUCCCCCGUCUACCUCUCCCACUCUGCCGGUCGCUAUGCCGCCAAGCGUUUCCGCAAGGCUCAGUGCCCCAUCAUCGAGCGUCUCACCAACUCUCUCAUGAUGAACGGCCGCAACAACGGAAAGAAGCUCCUCGCUGUCCGCAUUGUCGCUCACGCUUUCGAGAUCGUCCACAUCAUGACCGACCAGAACCCUCUCCAGGUCGCCGUUGACGCCAUUGUCAACUGCGGUCCCCGUGAGGACUCCACCCGUAUCGGUAGCCAGGGUACCGUCCGUCGCCAGGCCGUCGAUGUGUCUCCCCUCCGUCGCGUGAACCAGUCCAUCUCUCUGCUCACCAUCGGUGCUCGCGAGGCCUCUUUCCGCAACAUCAAGAGCAUUGCUGAGUGCCUUGCUGAGGAGCUGAUCAACGCCGCCAAGGGUUCUUCCAACUCCUACGCUAUCAAGAAGAAGGACGAGCUCGAGCGUGUUGCCAAGAGCAACCGGUAA
This is a messenger RNA of Penicillium verrucosum, 636 nucleotides long. RefSeq names its product 40S ribosomal protein uS7. The coding region runs from base 1 to 636 and encodes 211 amino acids. Gene Ontology annotation, molecular function: rRNA binding; structural constituent of ribosome; mRNA binding. The transcript has 4 exons. The record is from RefSeq and is a predicted model, not a curated record. Gene Ontology annotation, biological process: translation; ribosomal small subunit assembly. Gene Ontology annotation, cellular component: ribosome; cytosolic small ribosomal subunit. NCBI's taxonomy places the organism in Eukaryota, Fungi, Ascomycota, Eurotiomycetes, Eurotiales, Aspergillaceae.